UUUUGAUUUUUUAAAAAGGCGGAAAUUUCGUUCGGAGGAUGACAGAUAUUUUAGAAAUUAAGAAUUGGCUAAAAAACAAGUCUAUUUUAAUAGAGGAUGAUUGGUUGCAAGCUUGUGUAGAAUGGAUUUUAAAUGGAGAAGGAGAAUUAACUUUGGAUCAAAUAAAAGAUAGUGUUUAUAAACAGUGGUUAAUUGCAGAUUUGCAAGAAAUUGGUUGUUCAUGUUUACCACAAAAUAUUUAUUCUAUUCAAAAAAACAUUCUUCAAGGAAAUUAUGUCUUUCAGAUUUUAACUAUACAAGAUAUUAGUCAAUCUUUCUACAGUCAGUUAAUUAAACUUGAUGGUAAGGAAAAUGAAAAUACAGCAGUCUCAGCAACACCAAUGCCAACAUUGAAUACUUGGGAAAUUAAACCAACUCGUAUGCUUAUGCUAACAUUAACAGACGGUGUACAAAUAUUAAAAGGCAUGGAAUAUAAACCUAUACCAUUUCUUCAUACCAAAUUACCUUCAGGAACAAAGGUUUUAUUUUCAUUUUAAUUAAUUAA
This is a messenger RNA of Centruroides sculpturatus (bark scorpion), 544 nucleotides long. Its product is annotated as recQ-mediated genome instability protein 1-like. Gene Ontology annotation, cellular component: RecQ family helicase-topoisomerase III complex; nuclear body. The record is from RefSeq and is a predicted model, not a curated record. Lineage: Eukaryota; Metazoa; Arthropoda; Arachnida; Scorpiones; Buthidae. Bases 39 to 536 code for a protein of 165 amino acids. Gene Ontology annotation, biological process: resolution of meiotic recombination intermediates; double-strand break repair via homologous recombination. The transcript is spliced from 4 exons.